AUGGCAAGUAGGAAAGCUGAUGAAUCAAAGCAAUCGAAAGAAACAUUGCUAAUUGUCUAUGGAACUGAAACUGGUACUGGACAAGAUAUAGCUGAAUGUUUAUGGCGUGAUGCUGUAUCGAGAAAUAUUGAAACAAGAAUUAUGUCAUUAGCUGAUUAUAACAUUCAGGAAUUAAAUUUAGAAUAUUGUGUAGUGAUGGUAAUUGCAACAAGUGGACAUGGUGAAAUGCCUAUGGAUUUUCGUAAUAAUUGGAAAUUGAUGUGUCGCAAAGCUUUACCUGAUGACUGGCUAUCAAAUGUGUUUUUUGCUGUUUUGGGCCUUGGCGAUACUUCUUAUCCAAAAUACAAUUUUGCUGGCAAAAAGUUGUUCAGAAGGAUGUGCGGUUUAAGUGCUGAGCCAUUAAUUGAUCUGGCAUUAGCUGAUGACCAACAUGAAUGCGGUGUUUACACUGUAUUCGAGAAUUUUCGAAGUGUUUUAUUUAAAGAAAUUUUUCAACGAAAUUUGUUCCCCAAAAUGAAAUCAGAUAUUGUAUCCACCAAAUUUCCAUCUCGUUUUUCUAUCAGGUCGAUCAAUGAUGGUGAUCAAGAGAACAGAAAUUUAAGUGAGGUGAUUGCAUCUUCACACGAUUUCAUCAAUGUCACGAUUGUUAAUAAUCAACGGGUGACAUCUACUGAUCAUUUUCAGGACACACGUCUAAUAGAAAUCGAAUGUUGGCCUUCAAUGAGUUAUAUGCCUGGAGAUGCUUUAAUGGUCUGCCCUUGUAAUUUGGAAGAAUCGUAUAAUAUUGCGGUGGAAGCAUUGGGAUAUGAUGAAGGAACCUUAGACGAAUUAUUUUUCGUUCAGCCUAAGAUACCGAAUAUUGUCUCACAUCCAUCUGAAAUAUUUGAAGUUCCACUCUUAGUUGUUUUUUAUUUGGGUCCAACAACUUUGCGAACGUGCCUUCAGCGAUAUUUCGACCUUCAAAUGGUUCCUCGAAAAUCAUUUUUCCAGUUGUUAUCUUUUAUCUCGGAGAAUGGUAUGGAAAAAGAACGAUUAAUAGAAUUUUCAUCACUGGAAGGAUAUGAUGAUUAUUUAGACUAUUGCUUCAGACCAAAACGUACUGUUGCAGAGACGCUACGAGAUUUCGGCCAUACUGCAAAACGCAUCUCUCGCGAAAGGCUGUUCGACCUUUUAGAGCCAAUUCGACCGAGAGCUUAUAGUAUUGCAUCACAUCCGUCUGUCCAUUCAACUUUGCAGAUUUUGGUGGCUAAGGUCCAGUUUGAAACAAAGUAUAUGGUGACGCCUCGUCGCGGUCUCUGCAGUACCUAUCUGUCGAAUGUCAAGGAGAACGAUAAGAUUUUGGCAGCCAUUCGGAAAGGAACACUGAGAUUACCCGGUCCAUCAAGUUCGUUUAUUGGAAUUGGAACUGGGACCGGAGUAGCAGCACUACGUUCAUUUUUAUUUUGUUUUGAAAAAGACAAAAAAGAAUCUUUAUUGAUUUUUGGUUGUCGAGGACCAAAUAAAGAUUUCUAUUUUGCGAAUGAUUGGCAUAUCUUGAAAAAUACUCGACUUAUCACCGCCUUCAGUAGAGAAGAGAACAAAAAAAAACAGUAUGUGCAACACAAAAUCGACGAAUACGCUAGCUAUAUAUGGGAUCUUAUAGAAAAAAAAAAUGGGAGCAUAUUGAUUGCUGGAAGAGUGGGUGAUAUGCCAAAAGAAGUUCUUGACGUUCUCCAGAAAAUCGCCUCUGAACGGAAUUAUGAUGGUGAAAAAUUUGUUGCUGAACUGGAAUCUAAGGGAAGAAUUCAAUAUGAAGUUUGGAGUUAG
Messenger RNA from Dracunculus medinensis (Guinea worm), 1806 nucleotides. NCBI's taxonomy places the organism in Eukaryota, Metazoa, Nematoda, Chromadorea, Rhabditida, Dracunculidae. The record is from the annotation of a GenBank genome assembly.